AUGAACACAAAAAGGAGGAAGCGUGAAGGCAACUAUCAUGAGGAAAUAUAUACCUAUAAAAAUGACGAAAAGUAUGACGAAGAAUUUUUAGAUAUAGAUAGUAACGUACUAAAGGUGUGUGAUAAAAAUGGGGGGGUACUUCGCAAAUUAAAUAUAUUUUCCCCUGGGGGGAGAAUGAAGAAGGGCACUAAAGGAAAAGGGAGAGGCUGCGCGAAAAGGGUAACUACGAACAUUGUAAAUGACGUAAGGUUCAUGGACAUACUACUAUGUGGGGAUAAGGAUAGCGGAAAGACCACUUUCUUGAAUUGUAUAAGCUGCGUGGAGAGCUCUGAAUCGGGGCACACCGAUGGAAAGGGUGGCGGUAUCGGUGACAGUGGCGGUGAAGAUAACACCCCGACCAACCCACCGAGGAACAAACAAAUCGUGUGGAAUUACAACAGGUUGGAACUUCUGUCCUACGUCCCCAUUAUUUUCUCCAAAAUGACAAAUAGAAAUUACGAUGUGUUCAGAAAAACGUUUAAAAAAAAUUUCCUAGACACGGAUAUAUGCCAAGCUUCUAUUUUUUUAACUCGGGAUGACUUGCAGUUUAUUAAUUACGAGUUUGGCCUAGGGGAAGAAUUAAGGACUGACCAUUUUGAAUACCUGAAGAUAAACUUCUGUGAGUACGGUGAUGAUUUGUUUCGCAAAAUAAGGGGGUACUACAAGCUGUGUGACGAUGUAAGGGUGGGGAGUAACACGGCGAGAAGCGGUAAUGGGGUGUACCUGGCGGAGCGCACGAAGCGGAAAACAAACUUCCCCCCUAGCUGUCCCAAUGAUGCAACAAACUCCAGCACCGUCAUCAACGUCGUGGAAGGCGCGAUUCUACGAAUUAAGGAUACAAAGUACAUAAGUUAUUUUAUCAAUUUGAGGAGGUCAUUCCUUUUGGUGAAGUCUACUGCGCGCAUAUAUAAAAUUCUAAUGGGGAAAAGGAACAGGAGGAGAGGAGAAAAAACAAUUAACAUUGACGUCAGCGCAGAGGAAAAGGAAUAUCCCAAUUAUAGUGCAUUCCUGUACAAAACUUUGAACGCAACCAAGUGUACAUUUAAAAGGGCGAACUCCAACCCGCGUAAGUCACUUUUUAGGAAGAAAAAAAAUCUGUUCAUCACGAUAAAUGAGGAACAUAUUAUGAACACGUUAGACUAUUUAAGCAUUAUAAAAGGUCUGAAUAACUAUGACAGGAAGGACGUCCUUUUUGUGGCUAGCCGAGCAUUCGAUUUUGAGAAGCUCAGCAAAAGGUUCCACAUAUACUUUAACAUGAGUCACAAUCUGGAGGUCUUCAAUUCUGCUCUUAGGGGUAGGAUUAAUUGCAGUAAAGGUAGUACACAUUGGAGUGACAGCGGUGGGAAUAUUCUACCGGAAGAUGAUAUAUACCACCUUUUAAAAAAAUGUGUCAUUGAAAAAUGGAAAGUUUGUAAAGGAAGGGCAAAAACAAUAACCAAAAAGUGCAACAAAAAAAGUGAUGUAAUUUUUAAAUACCUUUCGGAGAAGAAAUUACGACUCAGGGGGGAGUGUCACAAGAAGAAACGUAAGCGCAAUAAUGGGAGGAAGCAAAAGGAGGUUCAAAAUAACAUCGGGGGGGCUAAACAUGCAGAAAGUAAUGAUCACCAUUCGUGUGAAUAUACAUAUAGGAGGAAAAACAAAAAAUUAGACGAAACGACGAAUGAUCUUUCCUUCUUAUUGGCGGAAAGACGGGAGGUAGCGAAUUUUUUUAAAACAUUCUAUGACGAAUAUAUUUACAGAAACCAAAAUCGAGGAUAUGUAAAAAAUUUGGUGAAGGAAAAUUUCGACAUUUGUUUUUUGUUUAUCAAGUUUUGCUUCUACCAUUUUUAUGGCCCUCCAGGGAAGGCAAAAAAAAACAGCGUGCAGGUGAGCAAGCUGAAUAUAUACAAAUUUGUCUACAUAAAACAGAUUGAAGUGAUUCGGAAGGGCAACAACCUUUCCCAUUAUAACAUUUGCGUCCCAUCAUGUGUGUACGUUUUUACUAAUUUGCUAAAGAUGAAUUAUCAGGGUACUCCCUUUCGAUGUCUGCGGGACCAUAAAAUGUAUUCGCUCCUAAAGUAUCUUUUUUACGCUAUUAUCCAUUACAAACUGAGGAAAAGAAGCUACGAUUUUUACAGGCGGGGUAAGGUAGGGGCAAAUUACAUCUGCUACUUUACUCGUGGAGUUAUAAUUAACUCAUUGGUUGAUCUGUUUGAAAGAAGGACGCGAGAGGGUGAGGUAAUUUCCCCCUAUGCUGAUUCGGGAAAAACAAAACCACAGACGCCUAAACAAAAAGCAGCAUUGUUACGGCCACUCGGUCGUAAACAUCGAAGGAACAGAAAAAUUUUAAAAGAUAUUCUUAACCGCAUGGACAUGCAUAUGCACAUGCAACCGUUCACCAUUAUAAAUAGCAUAAAAUCUGAUUGGGCCUAUUUUAAAAAGUACAUGAUAAAGUCAAGCAUGUGUUCGUAUUACAGUGGGGAUACUUACGUAUACCCUGACGUAUCCUUCGUGCUUGUGCUAAAUUUUAAGCCGCUUCACGGGUGUGGGCGCAUUCGCCAUGGAGCGGUAGCAAAAAAAGUAGAAACCGAAGCAGACAUAGAGGCGGAUGAUGCCAAUUCAGAAAUACUCCAGGAAAAGAGCAUCCACUUCGCGCCAGUAAUCAAUGAGAACACUAAAAAUAAACUGCGGGGGAGGUCCAUUUUGCACUUUCCCUUUUCACACAGGCUGCUAAAGUACUUCGUUGAAAACAUCCCCCCGAGGAGGGGUGGCAAAGGGAGCAAUUCUAAUACUCACAUUUUACUACAGCUAUUAUGUAAUCGCUUCUUCAAAGCAAUGAACAGGUUGUUAAUGUACUACUACACAGGUGAACAGAUAAAACGUAGAACAGAAAUGGAGCACAUUUUUAUUUUAUUAAAUUAUGUCAUGGAUGUUUAUUACCUCAUGGCGUACGAGAAUAUGUGCUCUUACGUGGCUACGCACGGGGACUUUGUCCUCACCAACAAUUUACACACUUCGUGCGAGUUCAAGGGAGGUAAUUCUAUUGGGACGAAAAGAAGAGUCACCUUUCACCUGUACCCCAAUUGUGAGCUGUUCAAUUCAGCCUACUUUCUGUGGGAAGAAAUGAAAUAUGGGGGAAAGAAUGGCUCGAUGGAUAGGCAUCUUUCGCAUUGGAAGAAGGAUUUGUUUUUUUCAGUUAGUUUGGCUCAGUGA
This is a messenger RNA of Plasmodium coatneyi, 3231 nucleotides long. RefSeq lists its product as uncharacterized. NCBI's taxonomy places the organism in Eukaryota, Apicomplexa, Aconoidasida, Haemosporida, Plasmodiidae. The coding region runs from base 1 to 3231 and encodes 1076 amino acids. The transcript has a single exon. The record is from RefSeq and is a predicted model, not a curated record.